AUCUCGACGAGUAUAUCGCCUUAUGUAUUUGUUAUACCUAGUUUUUGCCGCAUAACACAAAACGAGAAGAAUCACGUAUGUUUUCUCUCUUUCUUUAAAGCUUUCGUCAACCUUAUUUCGAAGUUUUUGAAUUCUUUGAAGUCCUCACAUUACAGUUCUCUUUUCUACGUUUCUGGAGACGAACUCAAUAAGUUCGUGCUACUUCUUCUUGGCUGCGCAGUUCAGAGCGACAAGAAGAAAACGUUCGUCAAUCGGAUCACCAAAUUGGAAAAGUGCGUUCAACAAGGGAUCGCCAAAGAAAUACAGAAGGUACGAAGUACACCUGAAGGAUUCGUUGGUUUUCAAAAAAAAAAUUUUCUCGUUGCAGCGAGUGAACGUGAGAAGCUGCGGGCAGAACGUGAUGAAUCAGUAAUGUCGUUAAUUGAUGCAAGGAAAAAGUUCGCGCAAUUUCAAGCCGAGUUCGGUCGUAAAUUCGAACAUGAGGCUCAGGUUAAGAUGGAGCUUGAGACCCAAAAAACUCAAAGACUCCGUGAAGACCUGGUAUCAGAGAAGUCCAAGGGGGCGGAGUUAGUGAGUAGGUUGCGAAGCGUUUGCUCUGCGAUUGCGCUCAAUGGAGGGAAAAUUGAGUCGCGAAUGAGUGACAACGAGUUGAUCGAUUCUAUAGAUGACGUCAUCAUGGCGGCUCUGACUACCGCUAAGCGCGAAGCUGAUGCGCUGCGGUUGCAGCAACACACGCAAAUCGCCGAAUUGAAUGACUUGAAAAGCGACAUCGAAAAGCUGAGAAGAAGUGAGAGCGUCUCGUUGAACGAGAGCGAUGACCGCGUCCGCGAGCUCUCGAAAGAGAACGUCGCCUUGAAGGAGCAGGUAUUUCUCGUACAAGAAAAAGUUCGAGAACAACAAGUGGAAAUCGCGGCGAAGAAUAGCGAAAUCCUUGCAGCGAAGCGUAGAAUCGAGGAGCUUAAUCGUAAUGCUACUGCUGCAUCAGCGUCGAACACCGAAUUGGCUAGGCUUCAAGUUUCUCUCCGAAACGCGCAGCUGCAAGUAAGCUCUUCGAUGCACCAGGCACUUCUCAGUGAUCACGAUCGUCUCCAGAAUCUCCACGAUCUUCUAACGCACGACUACGAGAGGACACGGCAGGAGAACGCCGACAUGAAGACUAAACUCAAACUCCAACAACGGGUCAGAUUACGCUUUCGAUAUAUCUCAUCCUCUUCACAGUCGCUCAUUAUUCCUCUUAGUAUUUUGUUCAUCCUGCUUCUCUCAUUCUGCAACUCACAACACCCACAACUGCUAACAAAGGUUAAUCGUGUGUACGAAGAGGAAAAUAAGAAUCUUGGACGGCAGGUGGUUUGUACAGAAAAGUGGAAGUGCGCGAGUUUUUCUUUUGAUAAAUUUCACAUUCAGGAACGCUUAUCCGCCCUUCAACGUCACAAAGAGAAGUUAGAGGAAAAAAUCAUGGAUCAAUAUCGAUCUAUGGAGAGUAAGAAGGUGACCGAACGACAAAAGCAGCCAUUAGUGAAACGUGCGGCGAAGGCUUUAAUCAACCGACGUCGUCCUCCAGUGCCGAGCGGUGGUGGUUCGACGACCGAGGACAGCAGUGUAUAUAGCGCCGACGAAGGAUCACCUCCACUCACGAACGGUAAAUGCGUCCCCGAACACAGCACGGCCAGCACGCUAGUCGCACGUCCGUCGAAGACGACACACACAUCGGCAGCACCACGUCCAUCAGCUCCAGCACCGGUCCUGACACUCAGUGCACAGCAUGGUCGAUCGUCCCUUCGUCUGCCGUCCUUCAAAAAACGGCCGACGUUUCGGGAUGACACCUUUCAAGGCGCUUACAGCAAUCCAAAUGUAAAAAAAAUGAUCGACGUUCAAUAUGUGCCUUAUGAAAAUUAG
Angiostrongylus costaricensis is the source of this 1896-nucleotide messenger RNA. Lineage: Eukaryota; Metazoa; Nematoda; Chromadorea; Rhabditida; Metastrongylidae. The record is from the annotation of a GenBank genome assembly.